UUUGAUCAUGGAAUUGUGUUGCCACAUGUUACGAUCUGAAUGUGUGACACUGUGAGCCUUGUCACACAGGAUCACACUCAGAUCACAGAGCUAAGAAAUCGCUCGUCUACGCCGUCGCCGUUUCAAAGCUUCUUCUCCAUCGUCUUCUCCGUUUCAAAGCUUCUUCUUCGUCGUCUUCUCCGUUCUCUCCAUCAUCUGUUCAUUGUAGUACUAGAGUAAGCUUCUUCUCCGUCGCCGUUUCAAAGCUUCUUCUCCAUCGUCUUCUCCGUUUCAAAGCUUCUUCUCCGUCGUCUUCUCCAUUCUCUCCAUCGUCUGUUCAUUGUAGUACUAGAGUGUUUUGUAUAUCCCCUACCAUACAUAGCUAGCUAGUUGUGUAAGUUGCUGGGAUUAAUCAGGGAUCAAGCUGCGGCAAUCAUACGUUCUACUCGGGGGUUGUUAUUGGAGCUACGGAGGCAUUACUAAGUGGUGUACCAUCAUUAUCAAUAUCAUUAGAUUGGUAAUUUGGUGAUUCUAUACAUCUGGUUUCAACUAUGGUAGAGGUGUUAUGUGAACUGGUGUUAUGUGAAUUUGGUGACGCCGUCUAAGUCUUCAAAUGCAAUUGUUGUUGUUGGUGAACCAUCUUCCGGGAAGUCCACUGCACCAAAGUUCAAAGAAAGACCAAAUCCAAUUAAGUCAAAGAAGCGACUUAAAAGUGAUUAUGAAAAAGCUAGAGAAAGACAGAAAUUCAUUAUAGAACGGAAGAAACAAAAGAGAGAAGAUGAGGAAAGCUUUAAAGAAAAAAAGUGCAGCAGGAGAAAUGCAAGAGCAGCAGUAAUGGUUAGAACAUGUCCUUUUGUUUUCCAUGGACAAGAGCAGGGUCUCACUGACCCAGUUCAGUCGACGAGAAUGUUCACAGAAGAGGCUCAAAAGACCCAGACUUCUUCUAACCCUUCACCAGUUGACACUCUGCCAGAAAUGCCAUCAGCUCCAUCUGGACAAAGAGAUGCCUCGGGCAAUGCUUCUGCGGCAGCUGCUGAAGCAUGGAUGUCUGCAGGCGCAGGAGGUUUUAAACUAGGACCUGAGAAUACUGCUUCAUCCAAAAAUCAGGUUUCUGCAGAUCCUCUUCAUAACUCAACGAGGGAGUUCCAUCAGCAUAUUUCACAAAUUCAGGGUGAGUUUCCUUCUGGCGGAAUGUCGGUCCAGUCUAAUAAGAACAAUUUUCCAUUUAAUUCACCUAGACCUCGACCUAUUCACACAAGUUCUGUUUCACAGUUUCCCAACCGACCUAUGGUUUCCCUCAAUCAACAUCCGCAGACCAUCCUAGAUUUCAAAUGCAGUCCCCUUGGCGAGGCCUCAGUCCUCAAAGCCAACCGAGGCAGAAACAGCAAACCCUUCCGCCUGACUUGAAUAUUGAUUGUCAAUCUCUAGGGUCACCUGCAAAGCAAUCCUCUGGUGUUGUUGAUUCACAGCAAUCAGACCUAGCCUUGCAACUAUGAAGUCUCAUUUGUGUCUUGGUUUGGAAGUUUCAACUGGAAUUGGACUGGUGGAAUUUUCAGCCCCUGUUGGAUGCUGAAUUUUGAUCCUUAAAGACUCAAAUAAACGUGACAGAAAGCCAACUUUGCACAAGUCGGUCCUGAAUCAAAGAGUUUGCAUAAAAUAACUUAACGACUUGCCAUCUUUUCGAAAUGACUGACUCUGGGCAGCAAUCUCCACUGCCACUGCUGCCGCCCUCCCCGGAGAUUGAGCCAUAAUAAAUGCUGCCUGACAAUUGAUUAUGAUCAGUAGGUAGUAGGCAAAAAAUGUUGCUGAUGCCUUGUAUAUUGUAUACAAAUUGAUGAAAAUUCAGUUGUCUAAUAUUUCUUUGAUUUCAUGAUUAUUCUGUAUCUGUACUACUGUUACAUCUGUAUUAGAAUUGGUAGUAGGGCAUCAUAAUUAUUUAAUUAUUAAUUUGUACAUGUUAUUUACUUGUUAUUAAUGGAAAAUCACUGAUUAUUUCCUUUGUA
Messenger RNA from Trifolium pratense (red clover), 1982 nucleotides. RefSeq lists its product as uncharacterized. The record is from RefSeq and is a predicted model, not a curated record. Lineage: Eukaryota; Viridiplantae; Streptophyta; Magnoliopsida; Fabales; Fabaceae. The transcript has 3 exons. Bases 814 to 1386 code for a protein of 190 amino acids.